Molecule: messenger RNA, 366 nt
Organism: Gaeumannomyces tritici R3-111a-1
Lineage: Eukaryota; Fungi; Ascomycota; Sordariomycetes; Magnaporthales; Magnaporthaceae
Exons: 1
Coding region: 1-366 (121 amino acids)
Source: RefSeq, a predicted model, not a curated record
AUGGAUAGUCGCAACUAUAUGAGCCCCCGGCGGCUACUUCGAGCUUGCUGGAGAUCUGAAGAGAGUGGCCUUAAGGACCACAUCACGCACGCCCAGCUGAGAGAACAGAGACCCCGAGUCAGAAACUCCGGAACAUUGCACGACACGGAACGAGCAAUCGCAACCACGGACCCAGAAGCUCGUCUCUGCAGACUCGAGAUCAUCAUGUCCCGAAUCGACCGGAUCUCCAAGGAUUUAAGAGGGUGCUUUACCUGCACAAACGGUAAACAGAUUUUGGGGUCCCAAGCAAUGAGCCGGCGAUCAAAGAACCUCAUUGAGGAAGGUGGGUACCGCCGUGAAUAUAGCUACGAGGAGUGGUGCUUGUAA